AAUAUUUUUCUUCCCCUUUUCCAUCAUAUAAAGAAAAUAAAAAAAAAACAUUUAUUUUCCAAUAUCGUCAUUGCUUAUCUUCACCUAUCUGAAAAUUAUAAAGCAGAUUACCUGAACCUCGAUCGAUAAAAACUUCACAAUGAGGCCAGCAUCAUUUUCUUUUGUUAUUCUAAUUAUUUCUUUCUUGCUUUCGCAACCAUCUUCAUCGGAUGCUGCAGUUAACUGCAACAAUAUAGCCAAAUCAUUUAAACCUUGUAUAGAUUGGGUGGCGACGGGCCACAAAAAAGCUGCGGUGCCUCCAAAGGCUUGUUGCAACGAAAUGCAUAAACUUAAUAACAUGGGAAUAGAUUAUGAUGCAGAAAUAGCUAUUUGUGAAUGUGUCAAGUCUGAAAUGCAAGAUCCGAACAUCGAUAAAAAAAUAGCUGACAAACUUACUUGGCGUUGUGGAGUCCUCUUGCCCUUCCCUACCGUCCCAAAAGUCAAUUGUUCUGAGAUAAACGCUACAAAUACCAGGGGUCUUAAUCAAGAUACAAAUUAAUGAGCCUUGGAGUGAUAUGAUCUUGAGGACUUGAAUCAGAAAUGUGGAAUGUUUUCAAUCUAUUGAACUUUUUCUUUUUGAAAAAAUUUCAUGUAAUAUUAUUACAAAUAGCGUUUACUUGAUUUGUCUAGAAAAUAUAAUUCCUAAGCAAUCAUUCUCAAAAUAGAAGUUAAAUGAGGGUCAUAACAUGCAAUAUUUGGCUAGGACGGCUAUGUAUUCCUUCAUUGAAACUAUGUAUUUCUUGUAAAAUAUCCAAUAACCUUUGUGUGUUUGCUUAUUUGAAACUUUUAUUUUCAGAAUUGUUGUACUGCCUCUAAAGAUUAUACUAUGUUGUAUCCUCGUUUGUUA
Molecule: messenger RNA, 886 nt
Organism: Lycium ferocissimum
Lineage: Eukaryota; Viridiplantae; Streptophyta; Magnoliopsida; Solanales; Solanaceae
Product: non-specific lipid-transfer protein 1-like
Exons: 2
Coding region: 140-538 (132 amino acids)
Biological process (GO): lipid transport
Cellular component (GO): membrane
Molecular function (GO): lipid binding
Source: RefSeq, a predicted model, not a curated record